Molecule: messenger RNA, 813 nt
Organism: Eutrema salsugineum
Lineage: Eukaryota; Viridiplantae; Streptophyta; Magnoliopsida; Brassicales; Brassicaceae
Exons: 3
Coding region: 265-690 (141 amino acids)
Source: RefSeq, a predicted model, not a curated record
GCAAUAGUCGAAUCCGAAUCCGGAUCCGAUCCGAUCCACACCUCCUCAACACCAUCAACAUUCAACAGUAAAUCCAUCAUUUUUGUUUCCCCCUUUCCAAGCUCUUGCAUUGCAUUUAGGGUUUCUCAAAAUUCAAUCAGUGGUGAAGUAAUCGAAUUAUUGAUAUAAUAUUUAAAUUCACAUUCUCGAAAGGCCAAGAGCUGCGAAAUCAAUUAUAGCUCGUUGUUCGGAGAAUCCAUUGAACCAUUGAACUUCCGAAGUUCAAUGGAUACUUCUGCAAUGCAGACGACUCCUCUUCCUUCGGAAGAAGACGAUGAGUGGGAUACUGAUGGGUUUGUGAUUCCAAGCUUGGAGAUUGAAGAAGACAAGGUUAAUGAUUCAGAAACUCAAACACCAAAACCUUCUUCUCCCAAGAUCAAAGCAGAAGAAAAGAUCUACCUAGGACCACAUGGAGCUCCUCCCUCGCAGCUACAAGAUGGUAACACAACAAGCCGCAAGCAGCGGUUUAAGCAGAAGCUUAAGGAAGCAGACCAGAAAAUGAACGUGUCUGGUCGAGAAAACAAAGUGGCCAACUUGAGAGAGCUUGUAGGCGGCGUAGAGAAAGGAGGUAACAUGGCAAAAGGUGUUUCAAGAGACUGGCUUGACCCUCAUUGCCAUGAAUCUCAGUUCGAGAAACGGCAUCAUCUCUAAGGCCCUUUGUUUUUUUUUUUUUUUUGGCUCCUCAGGGAAAAAGAAACCGCUCCCUUUGAAAACGUUGUAUCAACCAAAAUACCAGAAAUUUCAAAGCAAUAAAACAGUCAUCAUCACCUGUUC